AUGUCUUCCUUGGGACGAGGGGGGGUAUCGUCGAAACUGCCUAGUUCCAGGUUCACCACGAUCUACAAUGCCCUACCUGCUGAUGCUCAGCAGGAGUUGGUAGAAAAACACCUUAUCCCUCUGCUGAACCAAGUCGAAAAAGUUCGGUUCAAAAAGGCGUUUGCGCAUGCCUCUGAGCUUCACAGACGACAUGAUGGUCUGCCAGAACUCAACCUCAAAGCGAAGCGGAUGGAAAUCAACGGUCUGCUCGACGAGCUCCAAAGGGACGCUAAGCGCUCGUUUGUUAAGGACCGUUCGCACAAGAAGGAGCUUCUCGGCGAAGCGAUCGAUAGCUUGACUGAUUGGUUGAACGACAUCUGGAGUGUGGUCUAUGAGCACAACGUCAACUUCAUCCAUGCUCACAAGUGCUUAAUGUUUGUGGCUGGAAUAUUAGAUCAUCUUGCCAGCGGUCGAUCCAGCUGCCGGUGUACGUUCAACAAUAUGUUUGUGACCGUGACCAUCAAGCGCAAGUCAGGCAAGCAUGUCAAAGCAUUCAACAUCAACGGUGCGCAAAACAUCGAACAAGUGCUCUUUUUUAUCUGGCGCGACCUCUUCCUGAGCAUGCUUGCUGCUGGCAACGAACAUCAUAUCAGUCAGAUCUCCGAUAUGCUGGAAGAUAUUGAAGACCUCAUGAGCUGGACAGCACUAGAACGUAUCCUCUAUGGGGGCAAAAAGUGCAGCAGAGCGAGCGGCAAGGACGUCUGGCGAUUCUGGCAGAGCUCAGGGUGCUUCUGUCGGGUCCUUGGUCAGGCGAAGGACAUGUGGCUGAUAGAAUCGCAGCACGAUUGGUGGCCAAUUCUCCUGCCUUCGGUAUCACCAGACGACCUUGGCGUAGCCCUAUCCUCUCUAGCAGGCUCCCAUGACGACUGCUUCGACGAGGUAUCCGGUGCCGAAGGCUACGGUUCUGAAUCUAACUCCGAUAUUGAAGACGACGAUAGCGAUGCAGACUAUUAUGACGAUGACGGGGAAUCCGGACCUCAGCACGCUCGACACUGGUCUUCUCGAGUUAGCAACCAGAUGGACAACUUCCGGAAGCAUAUAUACACCGCAAUGAUGUCCGUUUUCAAGGUCGCGCCUUCGCAGCCGCUCUACACUGCUCUCUGUCAGAUCUGGCCGGACCGCCUCGAGACAGACCAUGAGCUCCAGCAUUACCUCAAGUCAAUCGCUGUCAGUUCUUCCGAGACAUUCGCCGCAGCGCUGGAUAUCUACGCGACGGAGGACUUGCCAGACGAGAUUAUCCGCAUCCUCGACACUCACCAGCACCUCCUUCGUCCACGGGACGCAUCCGCACUGCAGAACGCUAUACUCACCCUCGGGCAAACCAACACGCACAACGCACGCGCGCUACAGGUCGUGGAGAAGGAGCUACUGGACACUGUACGCGCUCUGCGCGCGGCGCUGCUCGUAUCCUUCUCGCAACUUGAACUCACCGCGAACAAGGAGGAGCUACAGCAGAUACUCAAGCUGCGCUCCGGUGCUGCCGGCCGGCAGAACCGCGUCGAGGCUUGGAUUGAUGCGGUGGCAACGCCAGGCACGAAUGGACCGAACCCAAUAGCAUUUGCGGCAAUGAUGAUGGGUGUCCCACUCGUGCCCGGGAUGGACCCUAUGGAGGAUGCCGACCCUCUGGGCUACCUCGACCUAGACCCGCACGACCCAGACUUAGAGGAUCUGCGCGAGGAGUUCCGGCCGCGCUUCAAGCAGCGGUUCGAGGGGUGGACGGAGAUUGCGCAGGCGAUAACGGGCGGAGCCGCGCUGCAGCAGCAGGUAUACCGAGAGACCCUGCAGCUGAUGCCAUUCCUACGGGCGAGCGAUAUUGUCGAUGAGAUGGUCGGAAGGCUCGCAGACAAGCCAAACAAACAUCAUGUUUGCGAUGGGCUGGACGCUCUAUCACAUUUCGUGCAACGGCAGCGCAAGAAAGCGAAUAAUGCACGAAUUCUUCAGCGGCAAAGAGAUGUCAUGCGGUCGACGUCCGCUACCUCGUCCACAACGCUGGUAUCAAUAUCAGCGAUGGACCCUACUGCGGACGAUGCUUCUGACAUACCGCCACCUCUCGAGACACCUCCAAGUACAGGAACAUCUUCUCCCGAGGCGACCACUUCUGCCACGGCUCCGACACCGUCGGGUUUGCCGGCUUCUUUCUUCGCUCAUAUUCCGUUCGCCGGACCCUCUAGACUCGGUACUGGCGGCCUUGAGGACGUUGACUGA
Postia placenta MAD-698-R-SB12 is the source of this 2244-nucleotide messenger RNA. RefSeq lists its product as hypothetical. Lineage: Eukaryota; Fungi; Basidiomycota; Agaricomycetes; Polyporales; Adustoporiaceae. The record is from RefSeq and is a predicted model, not a curated record. Bases 1 to 2244 code for a protein of 747 amino acids. The transcript has 6 exons.